Messenger RNA from Oreochromis niloticus (Nile tilapia), 1625 nucleotides. Its product is annotated as mast cell protease 1A. Gene Ontology annotation, molecular function: serine-type endopeptidase activity. The transcript has 5 exons. Gene Ontology annotation, biological process: proteolysis. The coding region runs from base 827 to 1546 and encodes 239 amino acids. NCBI's taxonomy places the organism in Eukaryota, Metazoa, Chordata, Actinopteri, Cichliformes, Cichlidae. The record is from RefSeq and is a predicted model, not a curated record.
UUACUUUGAGCUGCUCACUAAUCUGCUCCCUGCAUGUUUUAAAAAAAAAAAACAUUUUAGUGGUAAUAGGAAGGGUAUGGAGUAAGUGUCAAACACCAGCCCGACUUCUAAAGUAUUACAAAAAUGCAAGGUGACAGAUGACUUGACCUGUAACUGGUGCUACAUGUCAGCUGGCUUCCUGUUUCACGCGCCCCCAACAUUCUGAAAAUAGUUUGCUUCCAAGUAAUUCGUCAGACGUUCUCACUGAAUAGUGUAAAGAUGCUUUCUUGAAGCCAUGUGCACAAAUUCUUGCAACUCUUGCAACAGUCAUAGCUUUCCAGUUAACACGUCAUGCUAACAAACAAUAACUUUUCAUAUUUACACUGUUGUCACUCUUAAAGUAUAUUAAGUUAAUCAGCUUCUUAAUUUUCUUUUAAAUUUCUUUUUCAUCAUGAACCCCAAAAAACAUUUUACCCCAUGGUUUUAACAUUCUUGCUAUAAAUUCAAAAUGUUAUAAAAUUUCUUCUUUCUUUAACACUGUUCAUAGAGUUCGUACUGUGAGUUAACUCUAUCAAGUCAUAUACUUGAAUCUUGGACCAAUUUAUAGCAAAGCCUGUCUCUUAAAGACUCCAACUAAGAUUAAUGAGCUACAUUUAAUAAGCUACAUUUUUUCAGCUUCUGGACGUGUUGGAGAUGAUCUCUUUAUAAAUGUGGUUUGACACCUCAUCAUUUGCAUGUACAAAAACACAAACACUUCCUCCUUUACUACAAGGAAGCAUUUAAAGACUGAGGUGUCAGUGAAGUGCCCCAUUGCUCUUCAGUAACUCACCUUGACUUUGAUCUCACCAUGUUUACCCACUGUAAACUGACGGCACUGAUACUGGUGCUGACUCUUCAUGAUCAAGUUCAUACAGGAGAAAUUGUGGGUGGCCAUGAGGUUGCACCACAUAGCAGGCCGUACAUGGUGAUUUUGGAGCUGAAAAAGUCAAAUGGUAAUAUAGCAUACUGUGAUGGCUUCCUUGUAAAUGAGCAUUUUGUGAUGACUGCUGCCCACUGCGAAGCCAGAUCGUACAAAGUCUUUCUGGGACUUCAUGAUUACAAAGAUCGCAAAAAUGUACAGACUGUGACUGUUAAUGAGACAAAUGCUUUUCCACACGAAGGCUAUGACAAAACUUGUUUAAUGAAUGACAUAAUGCUUCUUAAGUUGCAUCCCAAGGUUAAGUUCAACGAGAAUGUGACAUCUAUUGCUCUCGCAGGCCGUGAUGAUACUGGCUCUGUCCCAAAAUCAUGUGCAGUCCUUGGUUGGGGAAACACAGAGAAUGGUAAACCAUCUGACGUACUCCGGGAAGUCAAUGUGAACCUGACUGACAUUGAGUUUUGUGCUAAGGAAAAAAAGUACUGCUCUAAAGGUAGAACUGGACCAGGCAAAGGAGACUCUGGUGGCCCGUUAGUCUGUGAAUGUGGAAAGGCGUAUGGGGUGGUGUCUGGCAACCAGCAAAACACCAACGGUUAUACUAUGAUACCUGAAUACAGAGACUGGAUUGACUGCAUACUAAAACAUAAGUGAAAGUCAUAAUACAUUUAAACCUCAGAUCACUUAGAGAUCUGAUGACUGAGAUAUCAAUAUUUAGACUGAUUCCACUGAA